AUGCUAUUCUCAACCAAGAACAUUGUGCAGGUCGCAGCCGCUUUGAUUUUCCAUUCUCUGAACGCGCGCGCUGUAUCUGUUUCUCGACGUGCUACGGUUUGUAAUGGUUACAGUGAGCUAUGCGACCGAUCACUGGGAAACGUUACUUUUGUGGGGACUCACGAUUCCUACGCCGUCGGAGUGGACAACCUUGCUACAAAUCAGGACUACGACAUAACUCAACAGCUUACGGAUGGAGUUAGGAUGUUGCAAUCGCAAGCCCACAAUAACAGUGGCACAAUUGAAUUGUGCCACACUUCCUGCGGUCUCGAAGAUGGCGGAAGCUUGCAGGAUUACCUGACAAAAGUAAAAACAUGGAUGGACAGUAACCCGGACGAAGUGGUUGUUUUGCUGAUUGUCAACAUUGAUGAUCUACCUGCCACUGAAUUCGCACCUGUAUUCGAAGCCGCUAACGUGACCUCCAUCUCUUACCAGCCGGGGAUUUCCAACAUGACUGCAUCUUCCUGGCCGACUCUCGGUUCUCUGAUCGACAAUGGGACGCGUCUUCUCACAUUCCUGGACAAUUCUGCGGAUAUCACUACUGUUCCAUAUCUUCUCGAUGAAUUUUCCAACAUUUGGGAGACUGCUUACGAUUUGACUGACCAAAAUGCUUUUGACUGUACCGUCAAUCGUUCGAACGGGGACACUUCAACGCAGAUGUUUCUGAUCAACCAUUUCCUGGAUCAACUCAUUCUCGGAGAACCUGUACCAGAUUCUGCACAGGCGAAUGAGACCAACGCCGUUUCCGGCACAGGCUCUCUGGGUGCUCAGGUUGCAACUUGCCAGUCUGUAAUGGGCAGGCCUCCCAAUUUCAUGCUCGUUGAUUUUUACGAGUAUGGAAAUGGAUCUGUAUUUGAGGUUGCUGCAGCUGCUAAUGGUGUCACCUAUACUGCCAAAGCUAUAGCCACCCCAAAGACAUCAUCCUCCUCUUCUUCUUCUUCUUCAAAUGAUGCACAAACUAUACUUGAUGGAUCGUUCUUGCAUGUCUUGCGUAUCGCUCCCCUGAUCAUCACCGGUGGUAUUGUCUUCGGUGCUUCGACCUUGCUCUGA
Lentinula edodes (shiitake mushroom) is the source of this 1089-nucleotide messenger RNA. RefSeq names its product PLC-like phosphodiesterase. The transcript is spliced from 10 exons. The record is from RefSeq and is a predicted model, not a curated record. Bases 1 to 1089 code for a protein of 362 amino acids. Gene Ontology annotation, biological process: lipid metabolic process. Gene Ontology annotation, molecular function: phosphoric diester hydrolase activity. NCBI's taxonomy places the organism in Eukaryota, Fungi, Basidiomycota, Agaricomycetes, Agaricales, Omphalotaceae.